AUGGAAGCCUUUGUCUCUAUUGAACUCGUGGGUAGAGGCACCACGGGCGUGGCGCACCGCGUUCGCCGCCGCAGCGACGGCAGGAUCCUGGUGGUCAAGCGGAUCCCGCUUUCCGGCCUCGAUGAAACCAAGCGCGCCACGAUGCAAAGCGAGGCUUCGUGCCUGCAGCGGAUCCGCCACCCCUCAGUCGUGGGCUUUGUCGAUUCCUUCAUCCACGACAAUGUGCUUCACCUGGUGAUGGAGGACGCCGGGAGGGACUUUGGCAUGUGGCUCAAGGCCCGCGCCGCCGCCGGCUGCCCGCCGACCGACGAGGAGUUCAUCUGGAGAGCCGUCAUCCAGGUCGCCUCUGGGCUGAGUGCGAUGCACGGGGCGCGGGUGCUGCACCGCGACAUCAAGCCGGACAAUAUCUUCACGGACGAGCGCGGCGUCGUCAAGAUCGGCGACCUCGGGCUCGGCCGGAUCAUGUCGGAGCAGUCGCACCAGGCGACCAGCAGCGUCGGCACGCCGCUCUACUUUUCGCCAGAGAUGUGCGAGGAGCGGCCCUACGGUCCAAAGUCGGACGUCUGGGCGCUGGGCUGCUUCCUGUACGAGCUGGCGACGGGCCGCCCGCCCUUCCUCGCCUCCAACCAGCUCGCGCUCGCGCGCAGGAUCCUGCACUCGCCUGUGCCGCCGCUGCCUGCGCGCUACUCGCCGGAGCUCGCCUUCCUCGCCGUCAAGCUGCUCGAGAAGGACGCGUCUCUCCGGCCGACGGCGCAGCAGAUCCUG
This is a messenger RNA of Emiliania huxleyi CCMP1516, 765 nucleotides long. RefSeq lists its product as hypothetical. Gene Ontology annotation, molecular function: ATP binding; protein kinase activity. Lineage: Eukaryota; Haptophyta; Isochrysidales; Noelaerhabdaceae. The transcript has a single exon. The annotation marks the transcript as partial. Gene Ontology annotation, biological process: protein phosphorylation. The record is from RefSeq and is a predicted model, not a curated record.